CAGAGAAGAGAGGCAGUGUGAGGGCAACGCCUCAUAGCACCGGGAAUCUCUCUCUAUCUCCAUCUCUCUCUCUUUCUCUCUCACCCUCCACCCCCCUUUCCUCUGUCUCUGAAGCGUAAAAACCGAAGGACUCUCAUCUUUCAUUCAGUCUUCUCUGUAUGUGGCCGAGGAGUGCACUCCCAUCUUCAAACCUUUACUUUCACCCGCAAAACAAGUCUCUCCUUCGUUUUCACCUGGUUUUGCUCUCUACCAGCCUAAGGAUGACUUGGUGACCGAAAACCAGGAUUUUUUUUAAAAUAAUAUAUAUUUUUGCUGAUUCCUCGGGAGGCGGCAUCUUUCACUGGAGUCAUCUUUGUUCUUGCGCUCACAGCUGCUGAGUGUACGGCGGUUGCUAGUGGGGAAAUAGGUUAGUGUGCUUGUUUCGGUGGCGGGCAGCAGAGGUGGUUGAGUGUUCAGCGCACAGAGGAGAUGAAGAGGAGGGGGAUGCCAUCCCGGCGGUAGCGUCCUGUAGCCCUGCGACUGUUUGGGGGAGAAGGUGACUGGAAUGCUUCCGCCGAACUCCAGCCUUUAGCGGAAGUGUCAAGCACACAUUUCGGGACAAAGGAAAAAGCAACUGAGGCAUCAAAUUCAGACAUUUCUUUUUCAUUUUUGUACUCACGGGCAGGGCUGACCUGUGUACCUGCUGCGCGCGGACACCAUGGACAUCAACCUUCAGUCGCACCGAUUUUACUUCCCUCAGAUCUACUGUGCUGAUCCGGGGGCGCAGCCUCAGCUCACUGAGUUCAAAGUCAGUGAGCAGAGCAUCUGCCAGGCGCGGGCCUCUGUCAUGGUCUACGAUGACACCAGUAAGAAAUGGGUGCCCAUCAAGCCAGGACAGCAGGGGUUCAGUCGCAUAAACAUCUACCACAACACUGCCAACAACACGUUUAGAGUGGUGGGCGUCAAACUGCAGGACCAGCAGGUGGUCAUCAACUACUCGAUAGUGAAGGGCCUCAAGUACAACCAAGCCACCCCAACGUUCCACCAGUGGAGGGACGCCAGGCAGGUCUAUGGCCUCAACUUCGCCAGCAAGGAGGAGGCCACCACCUUCUCCAACGCUAUGCUCUUCGCCCUCAACGUCCUCAGUGCUCAGGAUGGAGGUCCAGCUCUCCAGCGCCAAGUCCAGAACGGGCCGACUUCAGAUGAGAUAGAGGCUCAGAGAGCGAGGCAAAUGAUGGAGCAGCAGCAGCAGAUGCAGGCGCACAUGGAGCGGGAGCGACGGUCCUCCAACUCAGGUUCUCCUUUCCAAGGCCACCCUGCUGUGCUCUCCGUGGCCCCGCCAGUAGUACCUCCGCCAAUGAACAUGGGCGGACCCCCUCCGCCUCCACCCCCACCAGGCCCACCACCGCCCUCAGCGGUGGCGCCCCAACCUCCCCUCCCGCCUCCACUGCCCAUGGGCGGAGGGGGUCUCGUGGAUGAGCCCCCGGCGCCGACGGGCCUCGCUGCUAUGAUCGCCGGAGCCAAACUGCGUCGUGUUCAAAGAAGUGAGGACAGCUCGUCAGGCGCCAAAAGCGAAGCCAACCGAACAAGCGGGGGGAGCGGAGGUCUGAUGGAGGAGAUGAACGCUCUGUUGGCACGAAGAAGGAAAGCAGCUUCAGAGAAGCCAGAGGACAGCCAAAAUGAUGACCCAAAUUCUCCAUCACCCAGCACUAGGAGUGGACAGAAUGCCACAGAUGGAGCAAAGAAGCCCUGGGACCGAGCUAACUCUGCAGACAGGUCCAUGGUUUCAAGGGUACGACCCGUAGGGAGUGGCAGCGACACAGACUCAUUAGACCUCGAUAGAAUGAAACAGGAAAUCUUGGAUGAGGUGUUCCGUGAAUUGCACAAAGUGAAGGACGAAAUCAUCGAUGCCAUUAGACAUGAACUCAGUCGAGUUAGCACGACAUAAUCUUUGAGAGCUUCUCCCAGACAUGAACCCCCUUUUGGAACCAUUGCCCCUGCAGCAGCUGCUGUGGCCCUGAAGAGGAGGAGGAGGAGGAAGGAGGAGAAGAAGUCAGGAACGGAGGCCCAAACUGUGACAUCUACUCAUCUUGUCCAGCUGUGGUGUUGAAGCAACGUGGCAGCGUUACUGUAACACCUCACACAUGUCCGUGUAACAUUUGUUCGUUCUGAGAGAAAGACGUGAAUGGGGCACACUCUCGCACUGAUUACUCUGAUUUCUUAACAUUUUUGUCUGUUCGUUAGCCCAGUUCUCCCCUCUGUUCAUGGCCCAAAGGAAAAGGUAUCUCAUUUGUUUCGCUUUUUUCACAAGUUAGUUUUAAAGUUUUUUAAUUAUUACUAUCAUUUUCAUUAUUAUUACUAUCAUUCUUAUGAUUGUCAGUGUAACGUUAUAUGAGUGGUAGUAGUGUAGUAGGUACAAUGGUAAUAACAGGAAACAAUUCUAAGAAUAUGAUAGUAAUGAUAAUGUCAGUAAUAUUAUUGCACAUAAUUUUAUGUCACACUUUUUUAUAGAUAUAUUGGUUUUGUUUGAGUUACAUUUGAGACCAAACUUUCUUUGUCUUAAUCUCACCUGAAACAUUUUUUUUUUUUUUAAGGUUUUUUAUCCUUUUCGACAACACAGUUAUAUGUGGAACCAUGGCAGCAAAAAAUAAAAACAGGUUUUGACCUGAAACCAAGAGUGGAAUAAUAAACUUCUUUGGAUAUUGCAAUCUUAUGAACUAAAAUCUAAAAAAAAAAAAAAAAGAAAGAAAGAAAUAAUACACCAGAGUAUUUGUGAUCAUGUUGUUAAUAAAAUGUUUAUUGGCUGCAAGGAUGUGGUGAAGUAUUUUAUUUUAUUUUAUUUUAUUCCCUCCUUUUAUGACAAAGUGCUUCCUGGUUCGACAACGACAAAAAAAAAGAAAAAAAAAAGAAACGCACUACGUUUAAAAUGAAUUCAAAUAAAACUGUGAACAAUGUCUUGGAUAAAUGA
Molecule: messenger RNA, 2947 nt
Organism: Mugil cephalus (flathead mullet)
Lineage: Eukaryota; Metazoa; Chordata; Actinopteri; Mugiliformes; Mugilidae
Gene: evlb
Product: Enah/Vasp-like b
Exons: 13
Coding region: 698-1927 (409 amino acids)
Biological process (GO): positive regulation of actin filament polymerization; actin polymerization or depolymerization; protein homotetramerization
Cellular component (GO): cytoskeleton
Molecular function (GO): SH3 domain binding; profilin binding; actin binding
Source: RefSeq, a predicted model, not a curated record